Molecule: messenger RNA, 2364 nt
Organism: Thunnus maccoyii (southern bluefin tuna)
Lineage: Eukaryota; Metazoa; Chordata; Actinopteri; Scombriformes; Scombridae
Product: protocadherin alpha-8-like
Exons: 1
Coding region: 1-2364 (787 amino acids)
Biological process (GO): homophilic cell-cell adhesion
Cellular component (GO): plasma membrane
Molecular function (GO): calcium ion binding
Source: RefSeq, a predicted model, not a curated record
AUGGGGAGCGUAAGACGGUCAAGUGACUACUGUUGGUUUGCUAUUUAUUUGUCGCUUCCACUGCUGUUUUUCGGAGAGCAGGCUGUGGCUGAAUUAAGGUAUUCUAUUCCAGAGGAGGUGAAAGAGGGGACUGUUGUUGGAAAUGUUGCGAAGGAUCUUGGUUUGGACAAAACAUCUUUGAUUGAACGACGGUUCCGUGUUGUGUCUGGAUAUAAGGAUACAUUUUUCGAAGUAAACCCGGACAACGGUGCUUUACAGGUCCGUAAGAAAAUCGACAGAGAGGAGCUUUGUCAGGGAAGUGGUGCAUGCUUAAUGGAGCUAAAAAUCCUUGUUGAAAAUCCACUGGAAAUGCACCAUAUCGUUGUAGAAAUCACUGAUGUAAAUGAUCACUCCCCUAGUUUUCCUGAAAAGCAACAGACAUUUGAAAUAUUUGAACAAACAUCUACAGGGACGCGAUUCCAACUGCACGCGGCCCGUGAUCCCGACGCAGGAAUGAACUCUAUCCGCACAUAUACAUUAAUGUCAAACGAUCACUUUGAAAUAGAUAUUAGUCAAAGCGAUGAAGAUAAAAUACCAUUUUUAGUGCUGAAAAAGUCCUUAGACAGAGAGCAAAACAAUAAACACUUAUUAUUUGUUACAGCAGUUGAUGGAGGUAAACCUCAAAGAUCAGGCACACUAAAUGUUUCCAUUAUUGUUCUUGACAGUAAUGAUAAUCGUCCGAUGUUUAGUCAAGAUACUUACCAAAUUGAAAUAUAUGAAAACGUUCCAGUUGGUACAACUGUUACAAGACUAAACGCAAUGGAUUCAGACGAAGGCACUAAUGGAGAAACAGAGUACAGCCUUAGUAAAACCUUGAGACGUAAUGUUUAUGACAUUUUUGAACUGGAUAGUUUAAGUGGAGAACUUAAAGUGAAAGGAAUCGUGGAUUUUGAAGAAUCAGAAAUCUAUAAAGUAGAUAUUGAGGCAUCGGAUAAAGGGCAACCUCCAUUAACAGGAAGAUGUAGAGUCGUUAUUAAAAUAAAAGACGUCAAUGAUAAUCCACCAGAAAUUGAAAUCACAUCACUGUCAAAUACAGUGUCUGAAGAUUCAAAGCCUGGCACUGUCAUUUCCCUCAUCAGUGUGACAGAUAAAGACUCAGGUGUCAAUGGAAAAAUUAUUUCACACAUAACAAAUAACGUGCCUUUUGAAUUAAAGCCCUCCUAUAAGGACAAUAUAUAUUCAGUUGUCACUAAGGGGUUUCUGGAUCGAGAGGAGGUGUCACAUUAUGAAAUAACAAUAAAAGCCACCGACUGUGGCGAGCCUCCCUUAUCGACUUUUAAAACCCUGAAUAUUCAAAUAUUGGAUGUGAAUGACAACAGACCACAUUUCGAAAAAAAAUCUUUAGAGUUUUACCUUUCAGAAAAUAACAUUGCUGGUACGUCAAUAUUCUCUGUAAGCGCUACGGACAAUGAUAUGAAUGACAAUGCAGCUAUUUCAUAUCACAUUGUUAGAGGAGAAAAUGGAAAUGAAAUGUCGUCUUUCCUAAACAUUAAUUCAGAUAAUGGACACAUCACCGCGCUAAAAAGUUUCGACUUUGAAACUCUGAAAACGUUCCAGUUCCAAGUUGUCGCCACAGAUUCUGGAACUCCGUCACUAAGCAGCAACGUCACAGUGAACGUGUUCAUUUUGGAUCAGAACGACAACGCUCCAGUCAUCCUGUAUCCAGUCAGCUCUAACGGUUCUGCUGAAGGUGUGGAGGAGAUUCCCCGCAAUGUGAACGCAGGACACUUGGUGACUAAAGUCAGAGCCUAUGACGCUGAUAUAGGAUAUAACGGCUGGUUACUCUUUUCACUGCAGCAAGUUACUGACCACAGUCUCUUUGGUUUGGACCGCUAUACAGGACAGAUCAGAACACUUCGCUCAUUCACAGAGACAGACGAGGCUGAGCAUAAACUGGUCAUAUUGGUCAAAGACAAUGGGAACGUUUCACUCUCGGCAACAGCUACUGUGAUUGUUAAACUUGUGGAGCCAAAAGAGGCUUUUGCAGCAUCUGAUGUUAAGAGUUCUGCAAAAGUUGACGAUGAAGACGAUGUUACAUUUUACUUGAUGAUAACUUUGGGCUCAGUUUCUGUACUUUUUCUCAUCAGUAUCAUCAUACUUAUUGCAAUGCAGUGUUCAAAAACCACAGACUAUACUUCUAAAUAUCUACAAGAAACAAAUUAUGACGGGACACUGUGUCACAGUAUCCAAUACAGAUCUGGAGAUAAACGCUACAUGUUAGUUGGACCCAGGAUGAGCAUAGGAUCUACUAUAGUCCCGGGAAGUCAUGCCAAUACACUGGUGGCUCCUGACAGGAGGAGAACAUCUGUAGAGGUAAGGCUUUAA